AUGGUACAUGAUGAAGCUUUGGAAAGAAUUCAAGAACAACAGGAGAAGACACACCAGGAGGCGUUGAGUAUAUUAAAAUUAAAUAGACAAGUACAAAAUGAAGACAACUUGGAAAUAAAAAAUAAAAUAGUUCAGUUCUCCCCUGUGUCUUCCCCCAUUUCAGAAGACUCUUAUAAAGUGAGUGAUGAGACAAACAGUACAUUGCAAUCAUCAUCAUCAUCAUCAUCUAACACCACUGACUACCAUUCUAACGUAUAUCCAUCUAAUAAGACUGAUGAAUAUAUCAUUCCUGUCAAACCACAACCAAAUUCCCAAACAUUGAAACCUUAUAUAUCUGAUGACUGUGGAAAAGAAACUUUCUCACUUCCUGAGGUAAACAAUGUAAGCAAUGUGUAUCACCCCAUCCCACAACGUACACAUGUGAUAAAUGGUGGAAAACAAUACCAACAUAAUCAAAAUGGUGAGAUCUUAAUACAUGCCGAAAAUGGCACUGGUAUUAAACAACCAAGAAAACAACAGUUGAUUGGUGAUAAAGAACGGCUUAUUGAACUUGAUGAAGCUGCAAAAACGAAUAUUGGCUCUCCUCCUUUACAACAAAAUGGCACUGGAAUUGAGCAAGCAGAUGAUCGUCGUCCAUCGGUAAAACAACUAAUUGCUGAGAAAGAGAAUCAGAGUGUACCUGAGUAUUCUAAGCUUCAUUCCCAAGUUACUUUGCAUACAUCAGAUCGCAACAAAGCUGCCAGUGAAGCACUUCUUGUUACAGAGAUGGAUGGAAUAAUCAAUAGUAGAAGUCACAAUGAUGAUAUUUUUUAUAGUGAUGAUACUGACAGUGAUCAUCUGUACCAGGAUUAUGACUCUCCUUUGUAUCAACAGAGGCUUCACGAAGCAUACUUCCUGAAAAAACGUAAGCUGAAGAAACAAGAUUGGGAAGCAAAAACCAAAAAACAUGAGAGCAAGACAUACUUUAAGCUAAAGAGGCAUGAUAAUGAUGUUGUUGAGAAUAAAGCGAAAGCGAAAAAACAAAAACAUGUUGGUCAGGUAGUUGAAGAAGAAAAGAAUGUCACUGUGUAUGCUGAUACAGUUCUACCAAAGUGUUCCUUCUUCCCCAAGGUGGAAGUUGUGGAAAUGCGAAAACCACAGGAGCAUCAUGUUAUUGAAAUUAAAAAACAGAAACAGUUAGAACAGAGUGUGUCAGAAAUGAUGCAUAAUGGUGAUGACUUGGAACAUGCUGAUGGCAAAUAUUCCAUGAUAGAGUUUGCAAUGAAGUAUUUCCGAGAAUCACUGGAAAAGUAUGAGAUGCAACGUAAAUCUGAUGGGUCAAUUAGUGGAUCAUUACGAUUCAUAGGAACACUUAAAAGUACUCUCAAAGGUGGUAAGAAGAGGCCCAUACAGAAUGGUGGAAGUUGGACAUGGCAGGAGUAUGCUAAUAUGGUAAAAUAUACCAAAUCACCAAUACCAGCAUCACUACUUAAAUUAGAAGGUGGUCAACUUAAUAAACUGGCAUUAGAAUGCUUCAUUGCUCUGAUGAAGUUAAUGGGUGACUAUCCAAUGAAAGGCAAGACAGAAUUGGAAUGUGUCUAUUACAUUCUAAGGGCUUGUCAUGAUAAUGAACAACUAAUUGAUGAGGUGUACUGUCAUUUAUGCAACAAACACCAUGACAGUUGUUUGCGUGGUUGGCGUUUCUUUGCAAUUUUUACAUCCUAUUCCCAAUGUACAUCAUUGCUCAAACCGUACUUAGUGAAAUAUCUACAGACGGCUGCUAAUGAUAAUGAACGACAAUUCCAUGGUACUGCCGCUGUGUGUCUGCAUAAUCUGAGAAAGACAUUCAAGUAUGGUGGUCGUAAACAUAUUCCAGGAGCUCUAGAAGUCAAAGCAAUGCUAGCUGGCAGGAAUCAGAAACGUCAGCAAUACGUCUUACCAGGUGGUAUCAGAACAAUGUUGAAGACAAAGACGUGUACUGUCGCUGUGGACGUAGUAGAAGAAUUGUGUUAUGAGAUGGGUGUGCAUAAACAAGCGUCUAUUGAAGAAUAUGGUAUAUUUGCCGUGGUUGAAAAAGAAAACCUUGUAUUACCAAUGAAUCCAGGUGAUUACAUCAUCGAUGUGACCACCCAGUUAGAAAGAACAAACUUGGAACAUUAUCUCAUCUUUAAGAAAGUCUUGUGGUACCAGCCAUUACGCAUGGAUAAUCCACUGAAUGUCACUAUUAUAUACAACCAGGUGUUGCCUGACUUUCUCAGCGGCAGAUUACUUGUCAUGCAGAAUGGUGUUCUGACAACGGAACAACAAAAUGAAGUGACAAGACUUGCUGCAUUACAACGUAAAGCUAGUGAUAACACUCAAAUGCCGACCACGCGUGAUCUACGUGGUAUACUGCCAUCUGUGGUAAUUAAUCAGUUAAAACCACAGCAAUGGGUUAAUAUGAUUCAUCAGUAUUUAACAACAGUAGAAAGACUAACCCCCCAUGAAUGCAAAGUAGACUUCUUAACAACUGUAUCAAGUUGGCCGUUAUUUGGCUCAAAUUUCUUCCAUAUCAGAAGCAUAUCUGAUAGUCAUAUCCAAGGAGAAUGUAUCAUGGCUAUCAACAAAGAAGGCGUCCAUUUCCUACACAGCGUUACACAUGAAAUUCUUGUGUCAAACCCUUUUACUGAGAUUGUAUCUACAAGACGAUUGAAAUCAGGACAAGGAAAAUGGUUCAUUGAUCUGAAAUGUGGUAAUUUAAUGGUUCAAAAAGUAACGAGAAUUGAAACAGAUCAAGGAACGGAAAUAUCAAACAUUAUAUCGCAGUACAUACAUGCACAGGUAGUCGGGAAAUACAAGCAGCCACCUGUUGCAGAGUAUCAGGAUACAGCAGGGUUGAACGGCGUCAGAUCAAAGCCGCUGUAUUCCUAAAUUUUAGUAUAAGUAUAUAUACAUAUCCCUGUUGGAAUUUAUCAAAUAUAUGUAGUUAGCAAUAAUCAGAAAAUACCUUGAAUGGAUUAUCUGAAGUCUUUACCUGCAUGUCAUUAAAUCAUUUACAUUUAUUCAGAUUGAUGUAGAAUCUAAAGAUAAAUCAUCAACUUAAAUGGUCACAUAUAUUAAUAAUUUCUGGAUGGUUUGCUUGCAUAUAUGUUGUACUUUUGCUAUAAAAAAUAAUUCCAGAAUUUGUAUAAUGAAGCUAAUGAUUGUAAUUAUUUUUACCUGAUUAUAUACAUUUAUGAUGUGAUUUAGUUC
Messenger RNA from Saccoglossus kowalevskii, 3210 nucleotides. Its product is annotated as unconventional myosin-XV-like. The record is from RefSeq and is a predicted model, not a curated record. Gene Ontology annotation, cellular component: cytoskeleton; myosin complex. Gene Ontology annotation, molecular function: cytoskeletal motor activity; protein binding; ATP binding. NCBI's taxonomy places the organism in Eukaryota, Metazoa, Hemichordata, Enteropneusta, Harrimaniidae.